Molecule: messenger RNA, 831 nt
Organism: Silurus meridionalis
Lineage: Eukaryota; Metazoa; Chordata; Actinopteri; Siluriformes; Siluridae
Exons: 5
Coding region: 10-753 (247 amino acids)
Biological process (GO): response to bacterium
Source: RefSeq, a predicted model, not a curated record
UGUGGAGAAAUGGCCAACCUGCUGUCUAACAUUAUUCUUCAGAUGUUGAUUGGUUUCUUCAUACCGUGUCUCUUUGAAAUUGCUUCUACUGAUCAUGUAUCUGUUCAUCCUGGAGAGAACAUCACCCUGCUCUGUAACAUCACUGAUUAUAGUGAGAUAUUGUGGUAUCAACUGAGAGCUGACGAGGUGAAGCUGCUGAUAUCUGCUGAAAAAGGGAGGGUGAAGAAAAAAUAUUUGCUCAGUUAUAAUGUAGAUAACAGGUCCUUUGAUGUAACACAAAGCAGCAGUUCAAUCAGUUUAGUGAUUAUUGGAGUUCGAGAGACGGAUCUGGGGUUUUAUUACUGUGGAGGACGAAACAAAAUGAAACACAUUCAGUUUGGGAAACCCAUCAGACUGAACUUUCCAGACGAUCAACAUCUGGAUUCUCAACAUCCAGACACACAGAAGUCUGCAUCUCCUGCAUUCUAUGGAAUAAUUAUUACCAUAAUCUUACCAUGUGUGUGUGCUGUCUCUGUUUCCCUGAUCAUCAUCUGCUCCUGUCUGCACUGUUCCAGACUACAAGACAUUUGUGUUUCUACCUGCUGCUCAAAUCAGAAGGAUGUGGACGUGCACAUGUCUGAUUUUACCAGUGUGGCCUACACAGUGUUUCCUGAUGGCUUACAACCAAAUGUUGGCAUGACAAUUAGCAAAAAAAAAAAUGGGGUGAGCUACCAUAAAGAGCUACAUGAUGGUCUGGUAAUUGACCUACCCUGACCUCUUGCCCAUUUACUGUCUAUCAUUUUGGCUUCUGAUUUGGAUUUGCUUGCAUGUAAAUAAAUAUAUGAAAUAUUA